AUGUUGAUUAUUGUAGAUUAUGAUAGUUCUGAAAGAAUUCAAAGAGAAAUAGUUAAUUUAUUAUCUCUAUACGAGCAACAAUUAGAACUUAAAAUGCCUGAUUUAAAUGAAUGGACUUUAGAAAAUUCUUUAACUUAUUGUUGGGGAUUAAUUACAACAAUAGGGCAUGGACAUCGUUCGCCUAAAACUGGGGGUGGACAGGUUUUUGCAUUGCUUUAUUGUGUUUUGGGUGUUCCAUUUUUUGUAUUUACUUUAAUUGUUAUCUCAUAUCGUUUACUAAACCUUUGCCGUGUUCUAUCUCAACUUGUAACAAAAAAUGUAAUUUUUAUUUUAAUUUAA
Molecule: messenger RNA, 339 nt
Organism: Meloidogyne enterolobii
Lineage: Eukaryota; Metazoa; Nematoda; Chromadorea; Rhabditida; Meloidogynidae
Source: the annotation of a GenBank genome assembly